AUCGUACUAAAACAAUGCUGCUUGAGCCGGUUCUCUUGUUUGUUUAUCUUGUCAGAUUGUUUUGCUGUUUCAAAGGUUCAUUGUGAAUAUUUGUCUGUGAAUUAACUGUGAUCAAAUAAUUUUUACUUCAUGGAGCUGAAAAAAGAGAACUUGAAUAAUUUUUACUCCUGCAUAGAAUAUCCUGGAAUUGUUAAAAAUGUUGACAAAGCUCUUGAAACUUUAGGUGGAACAUCAGAAAUUUCUAAGGUUUGUUCCAAAACAAAUAGGAGAUUGGAAUUGAGAUUUCGUCCCAAUGAUGUUUUUUGCAAACCAGCUUGUGGAGAUCGGUAUAAAACUAAUGGGAUAAUUUUGAAGAUCAAAGUUGUUAAGAGAAAAUCAGAAAAUGGAGAAGAAAUAGGGCUCAUUAAGAAUUGUGAAAUAUUAGGAAGAGUUACAACUUCCUUUAAAUUUAAAAGUAUAUGUGAUUUCCAGUUUUUACCAAUGAUGAAAAUGCCUGAUGGAUGUUUAGAAGAUAUUUCAGAAUCACUUCUUCCUAAACGUGUUGAUGGUGAUCAUCUAAGACAGUGGUUAGGAAGUCCAGCAAGUUAUUUUCUACCUCCUGCUGCAUUUUCUCGCAUUGAUUCUCAGUCUUUAAAUACUUACAUGUUUCGAAGGGAUACAAAAGAUAAAAAUGACCAAGCAACAGGUUCAUUAAUUGGAAGAACCAGAAAGCGACGAUCUGGACAUGCUGUAUUUGUAUCUUUUAAUAUUCCCAAAGUUCCAACGAAGCCCCGAGAAAAGGCAAUAAAAUUCCUAGAAGUUAAAUUUCUUAAUGGUCAACAGUUGGAAAUAAUUAAAAAAUGUUUCGAAGAGAGACCUAUAUGGUCAAAACUUGCAUUGAUGUGUGUUACAUCGUUUCAACAUGAUCAAUUAAAGUAUCUUCUACCAGUAGUUGCAUACUAUUUUGUCACUGGACCUUUUAGAGUUAUGUGGGUCAGGUUUGGUUAUGACCCUAGAAAAGAUCCUAAUUCAAGAAUAUAUCAAACACUGGAUUAUAGAAUUCGUGCACCAGCUGGCUUAUUAAGUUUAGUUAAAGCAAAAAGGAGUGAUGCCAAUUAUUUGCUACCCUCAAAAUCUACUCAUACGGUUGCCAAAUCAGUUGUUAUCACAAAAGAUGUAGAAGCAAUUGAGCAAUCUGGUGUUGUUGAUGGAAGAAUUAAAAAGGAUUCAUAUAUUUAUCAACCAAAUUGUCUACCACCUGCAAGGCAAAUGUUUUAUCAGUAUUGUGAUAUUAAAGUUGCUGAAAUAGAAGCUAUGUUAGGACGGUUGCCUAAAGUAGUAAAUAAUGCAGUGUGUGACUUGAAACAUGGAUGGUUACCUUCUGGAUUUGAUAAUCAGUGCAGAGAUAUUAUUAAUAUUUAUGUUACCAAGCAACUAAACAAAGCUGCCUUGGCUGUUGGAUCCAGCUCAUUAAUUAAAGAGGAAGCUGGUGCAGACGAUUCUACUGAUAAUGAAGAUCAUUGGGAAGAAGAAUUUGAUGAAGAAGAAGUUGAUGAAAGCGAUGAAGCCUAAUAUUUGACAUGUAUUUCUUGAUUAACAUUCCAAAACUUUUGUUAAAUAUUUUCAUUGUUUAUUAUUUUAUUGACUGUAAAUAUUUUAAUAGAAAUUAAUUAUAUUUAUUCAGUUUUCAUAACUGAUGGAUUUUUAAUACUCAAUUUGUAAAUACAAUUUAUAUUUUAUGAUCGUUUUA
Molecule: messenger RNA, 1729 nt
Organism: Nezara viridula (southern green stink bug)
Lineage: Eukaryota; Metazoa; Arthropoda; Insecta; Hemiptera; Pentatomidae
Source: the annotation of a GenBank genome assembly